AUGAAAUCGGCGAUCGUUUUGACGAUCCUGCUCGUUGCAGGAACUGUAACGGCUGCUUCUCCGCAGUACUUUCAAUGUUCCGGCAAUGAGGUCCUGCAACCAACACCGCCGUGCUGCGAGCCAACCUGUGACUGUGAUUGCUCGAAUGUUGUCUGUAACAAGCUGCUAGUGUACCAGCCGACUUGCGUGUGCGCUAGCGGAUACGUUCGCCUCAAUGGAGAGUGUGUACCGCAAUCCUGUUGUCCGACCACUCCCCCGCCUUGUGAAACUACUACUCCCGUAUACCCGCCAUCGCCGUCGUGCGGCUGUGGACAAUAUCCUUGCAGCUGCGGUAAACCUCCUCAGCCGUACUACCCUGCCCCCUGCGAAACUACUCCUGCUCCCUGCGGCCGGCCUGCUCAGCCUUACUAUCCUGUCCCCUGCGAAACCACUCCGGCGCCAUGUGAGACCACAACGCCACCCUGCGAGACCACUACGCCACCUUGCGAGACCACAACGCCACCCUGUGAAACACCCGCGCCCCCGACCUGUGCCCCGUGUGAGGAGCUAGUCUACACGAAGCAAUGCUGCGAGCCGACGUGCGAUAACAACUGCUCGGGCGUUUCCUGUCCCCUGCUUCUGGUGGAGGAACCAACGUGCGCGUGCCGAUCCGGUCUUGUGCGCUACCAGGGUCACUGUGUCGAGCCAUCGGCCUGCCCGCGGUCUGCUUCCCGCUACCGACUGUACGUUCCCAAAACGGCAUCGUGCGCUUGUAACCGUGAAGUGCUCCUGCUAGGAGGCGGUUGUUAAGUAAUCCGUAUUACUACAACUAAGCCAAA
This is a messenger RNA of Anopheles coustani, 818 nucleotides long. RefSeq names its product salivary glue protein Sgs-4-like. The transcript has 5 exons. The coding region runs from base 1 to 789 and encodes 262 amino acids. The record is from RefSeq and is a predicted model, not a curated record. Lineage: Eukaryota; Metazoa; Arthropoda; Insecta; Diptera; Culicidae.